This is a messenger RNA of Babjeviella inositovora NRRL Y-12698, 1466 nucleotides long. RefSeq lists its product as uncharacterized. Gene Ontology annotation, biological process: regulation of translation. The transcript has a single exon. The record is from RefSeq and is a predicted model, not a curated record. Bases 13 to 1413 code for a protein of 466 amino acids. Gene Ontology annotation, molecular function: translation regulator activity. Lineage: Eukaryota; Fungi; Ascomycota; Pichiomycetes; Serinales.
AUUUUCCUCAACAUGUUGAGAUCCACUUUGAAACCCGCCAGAUCCAACCGCUGGGCCCUUGCGAUGAGAACCAACAGCACGGCGGAACCUAAGGCAAAAGUACCGGUAAAUGCCCUCAAAAAUGCGGCCCCGUUGUACCCGCCAAUCGCUGAGACCUACCACACGUUUCUCAAUUUGAAAAGCGCAGAUAUUGCCAACAUGUUUUUCAAGAGGGACAAACAGUUGAUGGGGGGCAGUCUAGUCCACCACAAGGGCGGUGCCCAGCCCGUCACCUUCAACAGCUUCCAGCUCUUUUUGCAGUGGUACCAGGCGUACGCGACAGUUCAUUCUGAAGGCUUACAGCCGAUCCGCCAUGAGUUUUCCACCCCCAGAGCCAGCAUGGAAAAGUCCACGGUGGAGGCAUUGCAGGCGAUGAGCGAGCAGGGCCAGUUUGAAGACAUGAGCGUGACCAAGGUGGAAGAGCUAUGCGAGGAGUUUGAAGCAGAGUUCGCCUUCCAGAUGUCCAUCACCCCCCAGAAAUCCAAUUUACUUGUGGCUGACAUGUUACUCUACUUGUUACAGAGAGAGACCAGCGAGUCUGUCUUCCAGGCGGUCUGCGAGUUUGUGGCGAACCACACGGGCCAGUUCAGAUUGAGCUCGCUUGACAAGAUCGUUUCCCAGUUGAUCUACACCGCCGGAAAGAGUGAGCACGCGUUAACUGCCGUUUUAGAUGCUUCACUCGAGGCUGUGCUCCACCACCACCCCAAUAUUCUCGCUAAAACCGACUUGGCCCUCAUUGAGACGUUGACUACGCUCUACAUUGGUACGGGGGACUUGAAAAAAUCCACUGCUUGCUUAGCUAUUUUGAAUGAAAACGGUGUGGCGCCAAAGGUCCAGACGGCUGAGACAUUUUUGUACCUUUUGGAACAAAACCCAGAGGCUAAUGUGAACAACUACCUUGCGGUCUUGUCUGGCGUUUUCUCCACCGCUUUGACCCCGGUGAUGACUAGUUUUUUUGUUAACCAGAUCACGAACUUUGCCGAGUUGAACGCACUUUUGCACUGUAUCGAGUCAUCCAGCGAGGCUGCUGCUAUUUACGCCGUCUGCCAGACGGAGCUUAUUGAGGUUGUAUUCCUGUUGGAAGCGUCGCAGUCUGAGAUGACGGGGCCGGUUAUGGCUGCGAAGUUGGCUGGGUUGGCCCACAGAAUCAAGGCCCAUGCGCUGGUUUCCGACGAAUCUGCGUUCUUGCUUGCAAAGUACCACGCCUACUAUGGGAGUAGCAUCGGGGCGAGAAGAGCUAUUGCCGAUUUGGAGCUAACGGCGGAGCAGACUGCUGAAAUCAAGGAGGCAUUUGCAGCGGGGAAGAAUGCUUUACCGGCUAGUAAUGUUCCAGGCUUUGGAGAGAGACACCAGACGGUGCUAAGCGAGCUAUAAACGUUGUGUAUUUGUAAAUAAAUGUUAAUGAAUGGAAAAGAAUAGGGCGGCCG